Messenger RNA from Phascolarctos cinereus (koala), 6501 nucleotides. The record is from RefSeq and is a predicted model, not a curated record. NCBI's taxonomy places the organism in Eukaryota, Metazoa, Chordata, Mammalia, Diprotodontia, Phascolarctidae.
GCAUCAGCAUCGGGCGGUGUCUGCGGGAGCACCUGGGAAGGGGGAGACAGGCCUAGGUGGGAAGUCUCUUUGCUGGUCUUGGAGGCAGAACCCAGAGAACCCGGACCUACCCUCUGGCACCUGGGGGGAAAGGGGAGGCGAGCCGCGCACAGCAGCCCUCGUGGAGCUGGCCCUGGUCCUGAUCACUAGGAAUGCUGGAGCCCUGUCCCCUGAGCGCAGUACAUCUAUCCCCACGGGCCGUGCUGGGUCUUCCCAUGGUCCCAGCCGCUCCCUAUGGAGUGGAGAGUGAGCCUAGGGCACUGCUUGUUCCCUGGUUUCCAUAUCCCGUGAGGGAAGCCCUGGAGGUCAGACUAUGGCAGCCCAGUCACACUUAUCCACGAUCAAGGUGUCGAUGGUGUUUGAAGAUGUUGCCGUGUACCUCACUCAGGAGGAGUGGGGCCAUCUGGGCCCUGCUCAGAGGGACCUCUACAGAGAUGUGAUGCUGGAGAAUUAUAGCAACUUGAUCUUCUUGGGAUUUCCAGCAUCUAACCCUGAUAUGAUCUCCCAGCUGGAACAAGGGGAUGAGCCAUGGGUCUUGGACACACAGGCAGCUGAGGGGAAAGACAUCCUAAGCAAUGACUGUUCAGGUUGUGAGACUAGGACUGAAAAUGAGAAGGUGACCCCAAAACAGGAAGAUGUUGAUGGAUUGAAAUCCCAGGAGGUGGUAUCAGAAAAACUUACAGGGAAAGAAGCCUUUGAAAGUGAGGACAGAUUGGAGGGAUACCAGGAAAACUCCACAGGCAGAAAGCUGUGGAAAUCCCCUUCCCAGAAGAUACAUUUCACUCCACUUGCUGCAAGCCACAAGAUAAUUCUCACUGAGGAGAGAGAACAGGAAUGUAAUAAAUUUGGGAAGAGAAACACUCCAAACCCACAGCCUUUUAGACACCAGAAAGUCCCAAUGCAAGAGAGACCAUGUGACACAUUUAGCCAAACCUUCAAGCAACAUUCCAAACAAAUUAUCCAACAGAGAGCUCCCAUGGGAGAGAGACCCUUUAAAUGUACUUUAUGUGAAAAGGUGUUCAGAAAGAACUCGACCUUGAUAGAACAUCAACGAAUACACAAUGGACAAAAACCUUAUGAGUGUAGGGAGUGUGGGAAAACCUUUAGUGCUCGCUCAUCCCUGAUCCAACACCAGAGAAUCCAUACAGGAGAAAAGCAGUAUGAAUGUGAUGUGUGUGGGAAAACCUUCAGUGCCCAUUCAGUUCUUAUUCAACAUAAUAAAAUUCACACUGGAAACAAACCCUAUGAGUGUAACAAAUGUGGAAAAGCCUUUAUCCAGAAUUCUAACGUUAUUCAACAUCUGAGAAUCCACACUGGGGAGAAACCCUAUGAGUGCAAUGAAUGUGGGAAAGCCUUUAUCCACAGUUCGAACCUUACUGUACACCAGAGAAUUCACACUGGUGAGAAACCUUAUGAAUGCAACGAAUGUGGGAAAGCCUUUAAUGCACUUUCAUCUUUUAUUCAGCAUCAUAGAAUCCACACUGGUGAGAAACCCUAUGAGUGUAACAAAUGUGGGAAAGCCUUCUAUCGUAGCUCAAGUCUUAGUCAGCAUCAGUGAACACAUAACCAAGAGAAACACUAUGAAUGCAAUACAUGUAGAAAGACCUUCAGGGCAUGCUCCUCUUUUGUUCAGCAUUGUAACAAUCACUCUGGAAAAAAACCCUAUGAAUGCAGUGAUUGUGGGAAAGCCUUUAGUCAGAGCUCUCAACUCAGCCAGCAUCAGGGAACACAUAACAGAAAGAAAUACUAUGAAUGUAAUACAUGUGGAAAAGCCUUCAGUGCCUGCUCAGCCUUCAUUCAACACAAUAAAAUCCAUAUAUGAGGGAAAUUAGGAAUAAUUCGUUCUGGAGGGAAACCUCAUGAAUGUAAUGAAUGUGGGAAAGCUUUCAAAGGGAGUUCAGACCUUAUUAGACAUCAAAGAUAUCAUACUGGAGAGAAGCCCUAUGAGUGUAAUGAAUGUGGGAAAGCUUUCAUUCAGAUUUCUAACCUAAUUCAGCAUCAGAGAAUUCAUACUGGAGAGAAACCCUAUGCAUGUAGUGAAUGUGGGAAAGCUUUCAUUCAGAGCUCUAACCUGAUUCGACAUUACAGAAAAUGCCAUGGAGAAAAACCCUAUGAAUGCAAUGAGUGUGGAAAAGCCUUCAGUGAACGCUCAAUCCUUAUUGAACACCACAGAAUUCAUACUGGAGAAAAACCCUAUGUAUGCAAUGAAUGUGGAAGAGCCUUUGUCCAGAGCUCAAACCUUAGUCAACAUCAGAGAAUUCAUACUGGAGAAAAACCCUAUGUAUGUGAUGAAUGUGGGAAAGCCUUCAGGCAGAGCACUAACCUUAUUCAACAUCAGAGAACACAUAAUGGAGAGAAACCUUAUGAAUGUAGUGAAUGUGGGAAAGCCUUCAGACAGAGCUCACACCUUCGUCAACAUCAGAGAACACAUAACUUUCAACACCAAAUAAUACGUAAUAGAAGGAAACCUUAUGAAUGUAAUGAAUGUGGAAGAGCCUUCAGUCAAAAUGCACAUCUCAUUCAACACCACAGAAUUCAUACUGGAGAGAAACCUUAUGAAUGUGGUGAAUGUGGCAAAGCCUUCAGUGCACGAUCCACACUUAUUCAACAUCAUAGAAUUCACACUGGAGAGAAACCGUAUGAAUGUAAUGAAUGUGGGAAAGCCUUCAGGCAGAGAACACAACUUAUUGAACAUCAGCGAAUUCAUACUGGGGAGAAACCAUAUGAAUGUAGUGAAUGCGGAAAAGCUUUUAAUCAUAGCUCCAAUCUUAUUCACCAUCGGAGAAUUCACACAAAAGCAGAGUCUUAUGAGUGAGAUCUUUCAAAAAUUAUUUUUAAAAAUUGUUCAACUCACAUUGUGCCUCUACUUCUUGUUGUGCCUCAGAGGCCACUCCCAGGGCCACAGUUUAACUCUCUAAGUCUCUAUGGGGAUGGGCCAAAAUAAUAUUCAAUUAUUGUUAACUUUUUAACUGUAUUUAUGAUUAGAGGAGUAACUACGGAAGAGCCCAGUAAAUGCCUUUAAGCCAAGGGGACUUUUAUUGCAUUGAUCCUCAUAACUUAGCAUAUAUGCCUUUUCGCCCUUACCCAUGCUCUGCCUCAGUCAAUAUUAACUUUAUAUUGACUUGGAAAUCUGGAAAUGUGGACAGGAAAUUGGGGCACCAAGUUCCUGCAUACCUAGGUUGGAGGAUGAUGUCUUUCAAGAACUGGCUUCCCUUUUCCACUUUUGUUUUUGUUAGAGAACCCAGAAGUCUAUCUGGUCUGUAGGGAAAUAGGUAAAAGAUAGGGAAGGGAGAGGAGCAGGGUGUAGAGAGUGAUUACAAAUCAACCUUAGAACUGAACUAAUCAUUUCCCCCCAUGGUUUUCUUUCCCAGCUUCCUCAUUUCCAAAUUGCACCCAACAUCCUCCUAGUUACUUGGGUUCAAAAUCCCAGGGUUGUUUUUGAUGCUGUCCUCUUUCUUUUUAAUCAGUUAGUUAAUGAUAUUUAUUGAGCCCCUAUAAGGUACUGUGUGUGGCACUAUAGGGGAAAGAAAGACAUAUACCAUGUGCCCCCUGCCAUCAAGGAUCUCAGACACAUAGAUGUAUGGGGCAUAGAACAGGUACCUGGCCAUAUCUUUAUCAGUGCUCCCAAACUCAGUGGAGCAAUCUGGUGUGUGGAUCUGAAAAAUAGUAAGAGAAAUUAAGUAGUGUGUAGGAGUAUCAGGAUUUGAAAUAAGAAAGAAUAUUUGGAAUGAAGGAAUGAAUGAGAGUAUGGCUGGAAAAAAAAAAAGAUAAUUGACCGAGUCUUGGUUCAAGUCUAAUUUUAGAGGAACAAUCAAAUAUUCUCAUCCUGGAUUACUGUAGCAACUAGAUUUCAUUCUUGCACUUGAAAUCAGAGAUACCUGAAUACAAAUUUCCCUUUUGGCAUUUACUAGCUUUGUGGCUGUAGGGUUACUUAACCCCGAUGACUCUUCUCCUUUGUAAAAAUGUGCAUAGCAAUAUCUGUAGUAUCUACCUCAUCGAGUUGUUUUGAGACUGAAAUAACUAAAUAUCAGUUAUUCCUCAAUAUGGACCCUCUCUGCUCCAAUGAGAUUGGUCUAUUUACUGUCCCCUUCCCACAUCAGUGCGUUCCUUCUUGGCCACAUUUUCUUACACCAUUCAGUCCUGCCACAAUCCAUCCAAAGUGUCUCCUUUGUCAGGUUCUCAUCACCUCUCAGUCUGUUGUACCAGAUUCAUCGUUAGUCUUGCUUGUUCUCUUUCUGUUCUUCAAUUUCUCCUCCACACAGAUGCUAAAAUAAUCUUCCUAAAGCAAAUAAGGGUCUGGCAGAGUCACUCCCUGCUCAAAAGCUUACAGUGCCUCUCUGUUGCCUUUAGAAUAAAAUACAAACUCAGCCUAGUGUUGAAAGCCCUCUACAAGCUGGCUCUGAUCUCCCUUUUCAGCUUUAUUUCAAAUUGUGCCCAUUCAUGUACCCUAUAUUCCAACCUAACCAGACUCCUUCCUGUCCUUCAAACUUGGAAUUCCAUCUCUUAUCUUCAUUUUAGCUCAAACUAUCCUACCCAAUUAAGACAUACUCCCUCCUCAUCUCUUUUUACCAGAAUGUUUAAUAUUCCUUCAAAGUUCAGCUUAUCCAUUAUUUUCUUAGUGAAAUUUCCUUAAUUUACCCAGUCAAUUGUUUCUCCCUUCUCAAAUUAUCUUGUAUUUAUUUAUCACACAGGGUAUCCUCUUUCUCCUCCCCACCACCAGUAGAAUUUAAGCCCUUGAAGACAGAAACAAUUUUAUUUUUGUCCUUACACCCCUAGCUCCUAGUACAGUACUUUGUAUAAAGUAGGUGCUUAUUAAAUGUUUGUUGAAUGAAUGAUUCCAUGGCUUCAAAGCCCAGCUCAAAUCCCACCUUUCCAUAAAGCUUCCCUAAGUACUCUAGGCAAGAAAUAUUUCCCCUUGCUCUGAACUCAUGUUAUUGGGAUGAUUUAUUUGGCUUAACUAUGCACACUGUUUCACAUUAUUUAACUUCCCAUAUAUGCUUUUGGACAUUUCAUUUCCCAUAUUGUAUUGUAAAUUCCUAGAUGGUAGACCACGUGCUGUAUUUCUUGGUACAGUGGAAAGAACACAGAGCUCAGAGGUCAGAAAAAAUUGGGUUUAAAUCCUGAAUCUUCUAUUUACUGGUUAAGUGACCUUGAGCAAGUCACUCAAUCUCUUUUGGCCUCAGUUUCCCCAUUGGAAAAUGCAAAUCCUAUUCAUACUACCCACCAACUAAGGUACAGUGAGGAAAACAUCAUAAAUUGUAAUAUGAGCUGUCCAAUACUUGUUGAAGGAAUCAUGGAUCAAUUUCAUAGGUGUUUAUUGAAUACCUAUUAUGGACCUGGGGUGUGUGUGUUUAUAUGUAUGUGAAUAGGAGGUAAAAACAUGCCCUCCAGAUGUUCUUAACAUGUGAAACAAACAAUCAUAGGCAGUAUAUAGUCACUUGAUAGCUGAAUUAUGGGACAGUAAGUGCUAGACUUCAGAGGGAGAACUCAGUGUAUUAGAGUAGAGUAGUCAGAAGAAUUGUAACUGCAAUGAUCAAGCUCUAGAGCAGGCCUGCACAACACUGCAGCUGCCAAAGGAUUUCAAGGGUCCUGAAAUGCAAAUCCCUUAGCAAAACUAACUGCACAACAUAGGGCCACUUGUGCCUCCCAAAGGAUUUGGGGUCCUCAAAAAAUGUAGAGAAUGUAAAACAAACCUGCACAACAUCUGGCCCCUGGGCCACUUUGGCAUGACGUACAUCCUACAGGCCUGCUCUAGAGAGAAGGGGCUGUUGAGUAAUCUUAAGAGUCGCAAAACCUGUGUUCAAGAUCCAGCAUUUUCUGCAUUUGGGGAGCUAAUUUUCAGAGGCUGCAGGGGUUGUUAUUCUCUCCUUUCUAUUGCCUGCUAUUUGGUAACAAAUGCUUUCUAAAUAAAUGGUUAUAUGGUAAAUCUGCCAGCACAUCAGAAAAGUGAAAGUCUGUUGUGCAUAGAUAUGUUUUAUCAAAAUUAUUUUGAAAGUUAUAGAAACAACCAUCUGGGUGUCUAAUUAAAAGGUCAAAGCUAAGAAAACAGCUGCUAUAAUUCUGCCAAGUACUUCCAGGUUCCAAGACAACUAUUGGUGGUUACAUGGCUACCAACAUCCAUGGAUCAGCUUAUGGGAUGACAGCAACAUGAGAGGGAUAUUUGGCUCUGUCCACCUUAUUUUUAAUAAGGGAGGGGGGACCUGUGAUUUCACCAAUGUAGGAAACUCUUGAUGAGGAACUUUGUUUGCCUGUAUAUGGGAACCUUCUGUGCCACAGUAUUCUUACAGAAUCACCUAGGGCACUGAGAGGUUAAGUGACUUCCCUGGGGCCAUACAGCCACUAGGUGUCAGAGGUGGGACAUGAACCCAGGUCUCCCUAACCUCCAAAAUCAGCUCUCUAUCCUUACACCACACUGCCUCUUUCCUUUUCCCCUUGUUUAGAAUAAAAGUUCCAUUUUUGAUA